UCCCAAGGGCGAGGGGAGGGCUCGGCCUCUCGCGCUUAGUUUCCCGGUUUCUCCCAGACUCUAGGUCUCUGGGUUCUUCUCAGCGAGUGCCCAGGGGUGGCAGAGCCUCCGAAAGCUUUCUGGCAGAUUUUCUCCAGUAAGAGGUGGCUUUUGAAACUCUGCAGAAACGAGUGUGGUGUGUGAUUUCAAGGCACGAUGGCUGCAAAAGUGUUUCCUAUGCCCCCAAAGCCAAAGCAGUCUUUUAUACUGAGAGUUCCUCCAAACUCCAAGCUAGGCCAAGACCUACUUCGAGAUGCUACUAGUGGGCCCAAGACCAUCCACCAACUGGUUCUGGAGCACUUCCUCACCUUUUUGCCCAAGCCAGGACUAGCCCAGCCCAGUCAGAAAGUCAAAGAGACCUUGGUUAUUAUGAAGGAUGUGAGCUCAGAUUUUCAGAACAGAGUGCAACCUCGUCCCUUAGUGAAGCUUCUGACCAGAGAAGGAAUCCAGCAGAAACAGGAGACAGUAUCUCUGUGUUUGAAAGCUGAGCCUGAGGAGCUCGUGGUCUUUGAGGAUUUGAAUAUAUUUUACUCCCAAGAAGAAUGUGUAAGCCCAGAUCCUACUCAACAUCCCACCUCAGAGAAGGAAGAAGACACUGUUGGAGAGAUGAUGUUAAUGGUCAAUGAUGACAAUAAUCCUGAGAGUGAAGAUCAGAGAGAAAAGUCUUCAGAUUGUGAUGAGAUUGAUUGUUCCAUGGUCUCUGAGCAACCUCCAGAUUGCCAUAAAGAAAAAAGACUAAGUACAUCCAUUCCAAAUGAAAGGAAAAUGAGAAAUCUUUUAGUUACCAUUGAAAAUGAUACUCCACUAGAGGAACUCUCAAAAUUUGUGGAUAUCAAUAUCAUUGCACUUAACCGAAAUCGAAGAACAAGAAGAUGGUACACUUGUCCACUGUGUGGGAAACAGUUUAAUGAGAGUUCUUACCUUAUUUCCCACCAGAGGACUCACACAGGAGAAAAACCCUAUGACUGUAGUCACUGUGGGAAAAGCUUCAAUCAUAAAACAAACCUUAAUAAACAUGAACGAAUCCAUACAGGAGAGAAACCUUAUGCAUGUUCAAAGUGUGGGAAAAAUUUUCGUCAAAAUUCUCAUCGUAGUCGCCAUGAAGGAAUCCACAUAAGGAAGAACCUAUUUAAGUGUCCAGAAUGUGGGAAAACCUUCCUGGAGAACAAAGAAUUUGUGCUUCAUCUACAGAGUCAUGUGGCUGAGAGGCCUUAUGGUUGCAAAAAGUGUGGGAGAAGAUUUGGUCGGCUGUCAAACUGCACCCGCCAUGAAAAAACCCACUCAGCAUGUAAGACCCGAAGGCAGAAGUGGGAUCGGGAAAGGUCAGAUGGUCCUGCCUCCACCUGAGAUGUUUCAUAAGGAAUUCUGAAUUCCCAGGCUGUCUGAAAAGAUACAGAUAUGUGAAAACUUCAUAAUAGCCCAAAUUGGAUAAAUACGCACCUUGCCUGAAGCCUCAAAUUUUUAGGAAAUUCACAGUGAAGAAAAUAUCCUCAAAGUCUAUACCUCAAUUAACAUCCAGGCUUUUUUAGACUAAGGAGCUUUCCUUUGUGAACUUACACAAUAUACAUAGAGGUCUGCAAAUAUGAGUCUGCAAAGUGAACAGAGCAACUCGUGUACUGAAAGUAUAUCCAUUUUCCCACCACAUUGAAUUCACAUUUGAGAAAAGAUAAAUAAUGCAAAAGUCCUUUUCUGGACUGGUGUGCUCCUGAAAGGCCUAAACUACUGAUUCGGUAGACCAACAGCUUCUAUUAGUUUGUUAACCCUCUAAGAACAACAUCCUGUUAAAGCUUGAGUUUUGAAAGGGAUUGUUUGCUUUGGAAUAUAGGAAAAUACAGCAAUUGAAUAUCAAAGGCUUACUCUGUCAUUUGUGAUCUAAACUAUCAAUUUCAAUAAUGUUUGCAACUUGUGUUCAAUAAUGUUGCAACAACGUAAUUUUAAAAUGUCUACAUUCUUACUCUUUGUUCACCUAGUAAUUGUUCAAACAGCUCUCUGAUGCCUUUCCCUUGCCACAAAAGAAGUUUAGAUCACUCAGGUCCAGCCACCCAAUCCCACUACUGGAAAAGCUCUUCAGAAUCUUGCUGCUCUGCUGGGCCAAGACUUGCUAGGAAGAAAACCCCAAGAGCCUGAAAAGGAGGAGAGAAGCUCACUAGUUUGGAACUAUGGUUGCUCAAUAUCUUUACCAUAUGCUUAAUUCCCCUCUGAGCAGUUAGACCUUUGGCAAUGGGUGGUCGCUACCUCACAAGCAAAGUGUUUUAUUUUUAGAAAUUAUGUCUCCAGUGGCUAGCUCACAUUUUCCCUCAAGAAACAGGAUUCCAGUAUUUUCAUUGUAGGUAUUUGUUCUCUUUGGCCUCCUGAUAUCCAGACUUUCCUGACUUGUCUUUCCAGAGGCAAGGUGUCUUCCUGGGACCAGUCCUAUGGUGUGUGAGUUUAAGGAUUCUUGAUCAGCUUUACACUUUCUAGGUUUCCCAAAUUUUUUCAUUGGUAUUUUGAUUGGAAUAAGUUGAUCCUCUAAACUAUUUGGAAAACUUGUUAACUUUACAAAUUUUGUUUCCCAUUCAGAACCAUGCCUUUUCAUUUAUUUAUUCCUGAGUAAAUUUUUCUCAUUUUUUAUUGUAAAU
Pteronotus mesoamericanus is the source of this 2657-nucleotide messenger RNA. RefSeq names its product zinc finger protein 200 (gene ZNF200). NCBI's taxonomy places the organism in Eukaryota, Metazoa, Chordata, Mammalia, Chiroptera, Mormoopidae. The coding region runs from base 196 to 1386 and encodes 396 amino acids. The record is from RefSeq and is a predicted model, not a curated record. The transcript is spliced from 5 exons. Gene Ontology annotation, molecular function: RNA polymerase II cis-regulatory region sequence-specific DNA binding; DNA-binding transcription factor activity, RNA polymerase II-specific. Gene Ontology annotation, biological process: regulation of transcription by RNA polymerase II.